Messenger RNA from Tetrahymena thermophila SB210, 2751 nucleotides. RefSeq lists its product as hypothetical. The transcript has 3 exons. Lineage: Eukaryota; Ciliophora; Oligohymenophorea; Hymenostomatida; Tetrahymenidae. The record is from RefSeq and is a predicted model, not a curated record.
AUGAAUUUACCUUCUUGCUAAAGCGAAUUUACAAGACAAAAUACUGAGUCAAAAACAGAUGAUUAUGAUCGAUUUAAAGAAAAUAGCAUCUAGUUUUAAAUUUAGUAGUAUCUAAUAACCUCUCAAAAAUUUUAGAGUCAAGAUAAAAAUAAAUCUACUUUAACCUAAAAGAAGUAAAAUAUUCAAUAAGAACAUCUAGAUUUUUCAUGCUUUUAAGCUCUUUAUUCUCAAGCUUGCUCGAAAAACUAACUUAAAUUACCUAAAUUCAAAUUAGAUUUUGCUAAGAAAAGUUGCUUUGAAAAUAAGAUCUAUGACAAUUUUUACCAAAGUGAAGAUGUGAUGCAAGACUGUACUAAAUGUAAAAAGCUGCUAAAUAUGAGAUAUAUUCUAAAAGAGUUUUCAUAAUAUUAGCUGUUUCGAGCAAAUAAGAUAGAAAAGUAUAUGUUCUUGAGAAGAAAUCAAACUUAACUUUCAGAUCAUGAGGUAAAAGACUAAAAAAAAUCAGAGGAGACUGCAUAGUAACCAUAAAAAAGCUUAUAAAUUCAAUAAGUAGUGUAAAAUGUAUAAGAUAAUAUUGAAUAUUAGCAAAAUGGCUAGAAUAUUGCCAAGAAAGAUAUAAAAAAAAUACUUUAAAUGGAUAUAGAAGACUUCCAAAAGUAAAAAGAUCUGAGUUAAUAGCAAAAAGCUACUCAAAAUGAAAAUAAAAACUUAAAGAUAGAUUUCAAUUCUAUGCUUUAAAGCUAUAGUUAAUAAAAACUAGAUAAAGUAGAAUAGCUAAAUUAAAUAAAAGAUAAAAACUAAGAUUUGAAUUAAAACAUUUAAAAAUAGACUAAAAGCUAAUAGAUGGAAGUAGAAUUUUGUUCCAAAGAAGAAAAUUUAUUAAAAAAAAUACCUUAAAAAUAAAAAUAAGAAAUUAAUUAAAAUUAAAAAAUAUUUUAAAGCCUUGCUCUUUAGGUAUAUUUUAGCAGAUUUUACACAAACUAAAAUAAUUUCACUGAUUAAAUGGAAAUCGAAAGAGUUUCUAGCAAGUAAAAGAAAAAAAAUACUAAUAUUUUUGAGGAUUAUAAAGAGCUAAUUAUAAAUUUACUGAAAAAUACUUUCGAAUAAAAUUAAAAAUAGUGUAAUUCUAAGAAAGUUAAAUUCGAAUUAAUAUUUAGAUAAAACAAAAAAGAAGAUAAAUUGCAAUUAUUUGACUAACUCAAGGAUUAUCUAUUGAAAAACUAUUAAAGAAGGACAAAUUCUCUUUUCAAAAGUGAUUAAGACUAAAAUUUACAAACCGAAUCAAAUGACUAUUAAGAUUUAGAUUUUUCAAGAAAGCAAAGCUAAAAUAAAUUACCUCUUCUAUAAAGCAAGAUGGAUUUUUAUCAAGGAAAAAGUAAAGAUAUAAAUUUUGAAUGGCUUGAAGACUAAAGAUAUUAGCUAACGCUCUAAAACAAAGAUAAAAGCUAGUAUACAAAGAAAAGAGAUUUUGAUUAAUAAAACUCCAUAUGGUAAUAAUAGAAUACUCCUUCUGUUUCUCAGUCCAAAAAUUUAAAAUAAAGAAGUAUAGAUGACUUCUUCAAUAACACCUCUCGUGAUAAAAUUUCUUAAGAUAUAUAAGGUAGCAUUAAACAAUAUAAUAAUUCAAUCAUUUAAAAAGAAAAAAAGAAAGAUGCUGAAAAAUAUUUAUUCGAUUAGAAAAAUAAGAAUUCCUAAUAAGAAAAUGUGAAAAAUUUAAAAAUAAAAAAAGAUGAACAAAGUAAAGUUUUUGAAGAUUCUAUUAAUUAGCAGUAUAUUUUAGAGUCUUUUCAAAUAGAUGAAACUACAACGAAUAAAAAAUAGCUUGAAAACUAAGAUUUUUUUUAUGAUAGGCCAAUCUAUAAAGUAAGAGAUUAUAUUAUUGAUGAAAAUACUUUAAUCCAAAAAUAAAAUGAUUCAAGCAUUACUUUAAAUUUAAAGUAGAAUGUUUAUGAUUAUCAUGAUUAAAAUAUUAUCUAAGACAAUUAAAAUAAUUCAGUGCAAAAAAGCCUUAAUUAUGAUCAAUAUUCAGAAGUUUCUUUUUCUAAACUAAGCCAAUCUUCCAAAAAAAAUUUAUUUACAGAUUUAUAAGAACAACCUUAAAAUCUAAAAAAGUAAAAUAAUAUAUUUAAUUUUGAAAAAAUACUUUGCACAAAUUAAAGAGAGCAACAAAGAAAAUAGAUAUCUGAAACUAAUGUUGACAUAUCUAAAAUUUAAAAUGAAAAUAAUUAAUCAAAUGAAAUUUAAAAUGCUACUUCAAGUAUUUAUUCAUAAUUUAUUUAAUCUUAAUUUUAGUAAUAAAAUCAAGUUGAAAUACCUUCUAAAAAGCUCUAUGAAGUAAUAUCUUAAAGAUUUGAAAAUAGAGAAAGUGACAAUCGAAAUUAUUUAAAUAAUUUUGAUAAAUAAAAGUAGAAUUACUUUGAUGAUUCAUUAAAUUAAGAGAAGGAAAAUCCUAAAAGCAUUCAACUAAAAAGUAAAAUAAGCAAAAAAGCUCUAAAAAUAAAGACAUAUUAAUAAAAAAGCAGUAACACCUUUAAUACAAAAAAUUUAUCAGAACAAAUAAAAAAAAGAAUGCAUAUCUAAUAAAAAAAUAAUUUCCAUUUAAGAUAAGAUUAAACAUAAGUAUAAAAUAGUAUUGGUAAGUCUUAAAAUACAUCUGAAGUAUAAAAAAGCGAUCAGCAAGAAGGCAAUUAAUCUUUUUAAUUAGUAAAAUUUAUAAAUAGCUUCAAACAAAAUAAAUUUAAUUAAAACUGA